Ceratina calcarata is the source of this 1180-nucleotide messenger RNA. RefSeq names its product Proteasome alpha6 subunit (gene Prosalpha6). NCBI's taxonomy places the organism in Eukaryota, Metazoa, Arthropoda, Insecta, Hymenoptera, Apidae. The record is from RefSeq and is a predicted model, not a curated record. The coding region runs from base 216 to 1049 and encodes 277 amino acids. The transcript is spliced from 5 exons. Gene Ontology annotation, cellular component: proteasome core complex; proteasome core complex, alpha-subunit complex. Gene Ontology annotation, biological process: ubiquitin-dependent protein catabolic process.
AAUAACCAAUCGUUUAAAGAAUUAUGUGUUAAACAUUCGAUUACCAUUGGCGGAAUCGUUUCGCAUCCUGCAAUUUUAACAGUGUUUCCUCACUAUCGUUUAUUCGUUCCAUUUACCGCUGCAUGACAGUUGUUUUCUGAAAAAUCUAAUACUGUUUGUAGUGCUUGCAUUAUCUUGCAACUUUAUUCUACUUGUCAACUAAAUAGUAUUAAAUAAUGUUCCGCAAUCAAUACGACAGUGAUGUGACAGUUUGGAGCCCACAAGGGCGGUUGCAUCAAGUAGAGUAUGCGAUGGAAGCUGUAAAAUUAGGAUCAGCUACUGUAGGACUUAAAAAUAAAACUCAUGCAGUGCUGAUUGCUCUCAAAAGAGCUUCUUCUGAGCUUUCUGCUCAUCAGAAGAAAAUAUUUCCUAUAGACAAACAUAUGGGGAUUUCUAUUUCAGGCUUAACAGCCGAUGCUAGAAUGCUAAGUCGAUACAUGAGAACUGAAUGUUUAAACUAUAAAUAUUCCCAUGAUGAUGUGCUACCUGUUAGCCGUUUACUCGCAUCAUUGGGAAAUAAAUUACAGACCUGCACUCAAAGAUAUGAUAGAAGACCAUAUGGUGUAGGUUUACUUAUUGCUGGAUAUGAUGAUCAAGGACCACAUAUUUGUCAAACAUGUCCUUCAUCGAACUAUUUUGAUUGUAAAGCAAUGGCUAUUGGUGCACGAUCUCAAAGUGCACGUACUUAUUUGGAGAAACAUCUUAAUGAACUUUUAACAUGCGGUCUUGAUGAAUUGAUAAAACACGGUCUUCGUGCACUACGAGAUACAUUACCUAACGAAGUUGAUCUAUCAGUCAAGAACGUCUCUAUUGCAAUAGUAGGAAAGGGUACAGAGUUCAAAGUAUUUGACGAAGAGUCAAUAUUGGUUUACUUAACUCAAAUUGAGGAUGAUAAACGUAGCAAACCUAGUGAACCAGAUGUAGAACAAGAUUCGAAACCUCCACAGCCUCCACCAUCUGAUGAAGGCCCAAAAGAUCCACAAGCUGCGGUUGCAAUGGAGACAGAUUAAGAAUGAUGUAACAUACUUUACAAUAUAUUUUAUGUUCAAAAACUGUAUUUUUUAUUAUCAAAUCGAAUGUAACAAUAGAGUGUCAUGCAACUGAUAAUUUUCAAUACAUAUUCAUUUUUCUGUUCGGAAAA